UUCAAGAGGAACAGAAGUUUUUGUAAUUGUUCUUUGUUACAGAAUUUAUAGGAGCAUUAUUCUGUUGCAUAUCUUAUGUGUUCGCAGAUUACGACAAUGGAUUUAAUUUUUUUGACACUAUGUACUCUUUGCAUCGUUGUAAUUUUCGCAUUUCUACCAAAAGUGCAUCAUCAUUAUGUUAUGCGACAGAAACUCAAAAAUCUACCCUCACCUGUUACUGGUUCAAUAUUUAAGUUAAUGAGGUUAUCAGAUUAUGAGCGCAUGAAAUUGUUUCUUAUGGAAAUAGAGAAGUGUAAAGAAGGAAUAUUCGUACACUAUAUCGGAAUUACACCUUAUAUUAACAUAUUUAAGCCAGAAUACUUGCAGCAUAUUUUACCUAGCACUGUAAAUAUCACAAAAGGAGAUUUCUAUGAUAUGCUGAAACCUUGGUUGGGCAAUGGACUUUUGACAUCUACAGGUGAACAAUGGUUCCACGAUAGAAAACUCAUCGGGCCAACGUUCCAUUUUAGUGUAUUAGAUCAAUUUGCUAUGAUUGUGUUUGAAAAAGCAGAGAUUCUGACAAAGUGUCUCCAAAAAGAGAUAGAAAAGGAUCCAGGAAAAGCCGUUAAUAUUUUCCCUUUUAUUAUCAAUGUUGCUCUCGAUAUUAUCUGCGAAACAGCAAUGGGUGUGGAUAUACAUGCUCAAGAAGUUGUAACCAAAUAUACAUCAACAGUACACCUAACUUCCUCGUUAACAACAAAACGACUAUUUCGACCGUGGCAUUGGAUUGAAUGGUUGUACUAUUUACUGCCUACAGGGAAACAGUUUAAAUCAGCGCUUGAUAUAUUACAUGGAUUUACAAAAGAGGUGAUAAGAAAGAGAAAAAUUGAACGACAAUCGCAAAACGGCCAUACGGAACUCGAAAAUGAAGAUAAUGAAUUUAAUAUAGGUAAGCGUAAGAGACAGGCGUUCUUAGAUUUAUUAUUAGAUCAGAAUGAGAAAUCUGAUACUCCUUUGACCGAUGAUGAGUUGAGAGCGCAAGUUGACACAUUCAUGUUUGAAGGACAUGAUACAACUGCAGUUGCGAUAACUUGGACGCUCUUUCUUUUGGGCAAUAAUUUAAAGCAUCAGGCAAAAGUUCAUGAAGAACUCGAGGAAGUUUUCGGAGAUUCAGAAACACCAGCCAGUUUAAAGGAGCUGUCGAAAUUAAAGUAUCUCGACAGAGUCAUAAAGGAGACACUCCGAAUAUUUCCGAGUGUACCUAUAAUUACAAGGGAAUUAUCGAAAGAUGUAAAAAUAGAUAAUUUUAUACUUCCGAAAGGUGUUAUGGUCGUGUUGGCAAUCUUAUUAACACACCGAAAUCCGGUGGUUUGGCCGGACCCAUUGAAAUUCGAUCCGGAUCGCUUUCUUCCAGAAAACUCGAAGAACAGAAAUCCGUACGCCUAUAUUCCGUUCAGCGCUGGACCAAGAAACUGUAUAGGUCAGAAAUUCGCUCAACUCGAAGAAAAAACCGUGUUGACUGCUAUUCUCAGGAAAUGGAGAGUGAAAAGUGUGAAAACAGUCGACACGAUUAAAUUCGAAGGUUCUCUCACUUUACGACCAAGUGAAGAUGUAUUAAUGCAUUUCACGCCGAAGAAAUGAACAAUUUGUUAUCAAAUAAGAUAGUUGGCCCAGAAAUCGUCAAGAUACUAGUAAUCGAAAUUUCAUGCAUUAAAGACGUAUUUUAGUGCUUUCUGUCGAGCGUGAGACUAGCUAAUAUUUUUAUUGGUUUCAAGAAAGUAUUUAUAAUAUUGUGUUACAUUGUGAAAGUCCUAAAUAUAUGAAUUCACUAUUGAUUAAAUCGAAUAUGUGCAGCAACCGAGCCUGUGUGAUUUCGAUCAACUGUUUCAUUAUGAAGUUAAAAGACAUUGUUUGACAUCUCGUGUGAUUUUGGAGUAUUGGCAACUUGUAUGAAAUAAAUUGAGCUUCGAAUUAUAAAUCGAGAUCACAGUUUUAUGUUUUGAUCGCAGUUUUACACAUAUUACUAUUUCAUUAUCAUAUUUCAUUAUCAUAUCAUAUUUCACAUAUUUAUUUAUACGUUUUUUUACGUGACAUGUACUGGUUCACUGAAGCACGUUCGAGCCAUAUCUGUCGAUUACUAGCUGAAAAAAAUUCUUGUCAAAAUCAAUAAUAAUGUAUCCAAAAUUGAAAUAAAAAAAUUAGAUCCGUAAUUGUUAUCUAGACAUUCUACGGACCAGUAAUCAUCAUAGGCAUAGUCGAGUUAAUAAAUUGAUACGCAAAUAAAUAAAGAAUGUCGAUUACUAGAUCAUUUCGAUAACUGGUACGUCUAGAACAGAGAUCGGCACUAUUCGAAUAAAAAUUAAUUUACAAUUCUUUUCUAUUCUUC
This is a messenger RNA of Atta colombica, 2365 nucleotides long. It is a transcript of the gene Cyp4d20, whose product is annotated as cytochrome P450 4C1. NCBI's taxonomy places the organism in Eukaryota, Metazoa, Arthropoda, Insecta, Hymenoptera, Formicidae. Bases 76 to 1620 code for a protein of 514 amino acids. The record is from RefSeq and is a predicted model, not a curated record. The transcript has 11 exons. Gene Ontology annotation, molecular function: monooxygenase activity; iron ion binding; oxidoreductase activity, acting on paired donors, with incorporation or reduction of molecular oxygen.